GAUGCAGCCGUGGUCUCUGAGGACACAGAGUUUGUGGUUGGCCAUGAACGGAGAGUCAAUAAGAGGUGUACCUGACUCACAAUAAACCAGACGUCAGCCGAUCCACAUAUAAUCUGCCUGCUGGGGUUCGGCCUUUUGACAUUAUGACGAGAGCACUGUUGCGUUUUAUAAUCGAAGAUGCUUAACGAGAGACUGAAAUCAUCUCUGGAGCCGCUGCGGCUUUCAUUUCAGCUCAGCACUACUGAAUAUUUCUGUUUAUGAGGAAGCUGUGGGACGGAGCUCUGCUGGCAGUGCUGGAGAAUCUCGGUGUUCAUGGCUAGAACAGAAACAUUUGUGUCCGUCAACAUUUGUGUUCCCCCCAAAUCUGCUGACCAGUGUUGGAUGCAGUAAUUUGCUGGGCAGACUAAGAAACAAAGGGGCAGCCGAAACACACGAGCUUCCUACAUCUUUCAAAUCAGCAGGACAUCAUGCAGUCGGACGAUCUAUUCAUCCGCAAGUUCCGCAGGCAGAGCCCUCGCCCGCCGCUCACCAGAGUCAACUUUGACUCUAAGCAGGAUGGUGCCAGCGUGCGAACCCGAGUGCUGGCAGAAUGGCCGCCCAGGAGAGACGGAGACGGCACAAACACAGAGGGCACACCCAGCACUGAAUCUGCACUCAGUCUGAGGACAGCGGGACGAGGACACAUAAUGCAGCGUAGCAACAGCGACGUCACCCUGGGGGAUCUGGACUCCACAGGGCAGGUCGGGAGAAAACUCCUACGGGUCGACAAAACUGGGACUUCCGCUCAGGGCGAGUACUUGCACCGAGAAUACGGCAGCCUCUCCUCACUAGAAAGACAAACGCAAUCUGUGGAUCCCAACGCAGAAGGUGCACUCAGUCCCAAUGCACUGCGCUUUAGAGAUCCGUUCGUGCUGCUGGGCCUUCAGGAGGCGCCUCCAGAAGUGGACGGGUUUUUUCAAUCACUCAAUCCUCCUGCUGUAGAUGCAAACGCAAAACCGGCCAAACCACCCAAACCGGAGGGACUCGGGAAGAAGUCGAAACCGUCGCCUCCUCAAGCGCAUCAGUUUUCAUGUGAUCAAGGUGUAUCGGGCGGUGCAUGGGUGCGCAAUUUUGCACACUAUGACGUCCAGAGCAUUUUAUUCGAUCUAUCAGAGGCUGCAACCAAUCGGGAUAGUAUUGGCCGUAAGAAAAAUAUAACAUCAGGUGCAUCUGCGGCCUCACAACUCCGUCCGCUUGCGCAAUCGACACAAUCUUCAGUUUCUCAGGGUGGAUGUGGUGGAAGUACAGGCAGCGGGGCUGGAUCUGAUGAUGUGGAGCAGUCUUUGCUGGAUGAAGGAGACGGGAAUGAUAAUGAUCUCCUGCUCAGCUGUCCGCACUUCAGGAAUGAGAUGGGUGGAGAGGAGAGCGUGGGGCUCGGGCUGCCACGACCCGGCAGAUACAGGUGGAGGAGCUUUCAGAGCCCCAAUGAUGCUGUGUCUGUGCUGGAAGAGCCACGAGAAAGCCACGUCCAGCCCCAGGGCAAGAGCAACUACUUCAUAGAGCAUGCAGACCUGGGGGCGCGCUACUAUCACAAGUACUUCUACAUGAAAGAUCAUCAGAAUUUCUUCGGCAUGGAUGAGCGCUUGGGGCCGGUGGCUGUUAGUUUCCGCAGGGAGGAAAAAGAGGGAUCAAGUGGGUCCCAGUACAACUACAGGAUCAUUUUCAGGACCACCGAACUGAAGACGCUGCGCGGCUCAAUCCUGGAGGAGUCUGUUCCCUCCGCUGCGCGACACACAACGCCACGCGGCCUUUCCCCCAAGAGACUGCUGGAGUUUAUUCUGCCUGAUCUAAACCUGCAUUGCCUCAGACUGGCCUCCACAUCUCCUAAAGUCAGAGACACACUGCUGAAGCUGGACGAGCAGGGGCUGAAUUUCCAGCGGAAGGUUGGCGUGAUGUACUGCCGGGCGGGACAGAGCACUGAAGAGGACAUGUAUAAUAACGAGAGCUCCGGGCCCGUGUUUGAGGAGUUUCUGGAUCUUCUGGGAGACCGAGUGAGACUCAAGGGCUGGGAGAAAUACAGAGCUCAGCUCGACACCAAAACCGACUCCACAGGCACUCACUCGCUGUACACUCGCUACCAGGAUUACGAGAUCAUGUUUCACGUCUCCACCAUGCUUCCAUACACAGCUAACAAUAAACAACAGUUGCUGAGGAAGAGGCACAUAGGGAACGAUAUCGUCACAAUAGUCUUCCAGGAGCCUGGUGCUUUACCCUUCACCCCCAAAGCCAUCCGUUCACACUUCCAGCACGUCUUCAUCAUCGUCCGUGUUCAUGAGCCCUGCACAGAAAACACCUAUUACAGAGUUGCAGUAACCCGUUCGAAGGACAUCCCUCUGUUUGGUCCUCUUUUCCCGAAAGGUGCUCGAUUCCCGCGUUCGCCAGCCUUCCGCGACUUUCUACUAGCCAAAGCCAUCAACGCAGAAAACGCGGCGGAGAAAUCGGAAAAAUUCCGCUCCAUGGCCACACGCACAAGACAGGAAUAUUUAAAAGAUCUCGCAGAAAACUACGUCACAACAACACCCAUUGACUCCUCCACCAAAUUCCCUCUGCUGUCGCUAGGCGGAAAACGCAAGGAGAAGCUGAAGGGAGCGAAAGGGGCGGAGCUUCACAGUGCUGGAGCGUUAGUUUGGGCUGUGACUGUGGUCCAGGGUGGAGAAAACAGUGUGUCAGUCAGUCUAUCGUGUCUGCUGGGCGUUUCUGCAGAGCUGGUGGUGCUCAUCGAGAGAUCCACGCGCACCGUUGUGAUUAACUGCAGCUGCCGUGAUGUUAUUGGCUGGAAGGCUGUGACUGAGACCGGAGCUCAGGCUGGACCGUCGCUGGAUAUCUUUUAUGAAAGAGGCGAGGCGGUGACCGUAACCGUGACCGACAGCCAAGUAGAGGAUAUUAAGGAGAUCGUCCAGAGGCUGGAGUUGGUGACGCGUGGCUGUGAGGCCCGUGAAGUGACUCCGCUGCGGGACGGCGUGGGUCAGCCGGGGUUUCUGAUGAGUGAGGAGGGCUUCGUGACGGAGCUGCAGCGGUUUGGGUACGCGGAAAGCGGCGGGCUGCAGAUGGGGGCGCGGGUGGUCCGUCUCUGCGGCCGAGUCCUGCUGCACCUCAGCCUGGAGGAGAGGAGUCGACUGCUCCGCACCGCGCAGAAGAUCCACAUCACUGUCAUCCCGCCAGACGAGAACGGGAAACCACGCAGGAGUUUCUCAGAGCUCUAUCAGAAAGCCAUCCAGGACGCGGAGAGCAAAUCUGGAGAGGGAUGUUCGGGUGAAGCCUGGGUUCUGGAUGAAGAAGAUGAAGAUGAUGAUGAAGAAGAAGCAGAGGAAGAAGAGGAGGAGAAAGAUGAAGAUAACAAGCUUGCAGACAGUGAAACUCCGAUGGAGGAACCGGCUGGAGAUCAGAUGGGGUUUGUGGAGCCCAUGGACACAGACUCGCUGCUGUCUCCGCCCAGUUUACCCCUCCUGCGGGCCACGUCUCUGCAGGACAGCAUGAAGAGUCAGAGCCCAGAAAUCAGCGCCGUCUCCAUCACACGCAGCUACUCUCUAGAAGGACACCCGCCCUGCCAGGACAUCCUCGAAGGGCAUGUGUAUGAUAACGUGAGUCUGAAAGGCAACAGCCACAUCUAUGAAAACCCCGGAGAGCUUCGGGACGUGACGCCGGACCUCAUUCUGGCCGUCAAACCUAAAGUGCCUCUGGAGCACGAGGAACAGUCUGUGUGUGACGCAGGCUCAGACGCGUGUCCGUCCAGCAGUGAAGUGACCAUGAGAUCCUCCUGUAUGGAAACAGCAGAGAGAAACUCCAGAGCUCUGAGUCUCCACAACUCCAUCACCAAGAUUCUGUCCGAGACCACAGACUCAUCUGAAGAGGAAUGGCAGUCCAUUGCAGAUCUGGCAACCGCCUGCAAGAACAUUCUGGAGGCUUUGUCUCGAGAAGACCGGAGGUCAGAAGAUGGAGCGCAGGACACACUGAGCCAGUCUGGACAGACAGACGGCAGGUUUAAAGACAGUGAUACACCUGGUCACCUGGAGGAGAAAGUGUCCCAGUUGGAGGCGAUGCUGAAACGGCUGCAGGACGACCUCCAAAAGUCCUUGCCCUCUGCGCUGCUUCAGAGAGCCACAGCUACUGCACUGAGCCAGGCACACAGAGGGACUGUAGAGGUAGGGCGGCACAAGCAAAAGAAACCUGUCUUGUCAUUGAGCAGGGUGAACAGAGGAGAUGAGAAGAUUGCUGGAGGGACAAUGGGCAGCCAUGCUCACUCUCAACACUAACCCAGCAAAGG
Danio aesculapii is the source of this 4303-nucleotide messenger RNA. Its product is annotated as signal-induced proliferation-associated protein 1. The transcript is spliced from 16 exons. Lineage: Eukaryota; Metazoa; Chordata; Actinopteri; Cypriniformes; Danionidae. Gene Ontology annotation, biological process: activation of GTPase activity; establishment of epithelial cell polarity; epithelial cell morphogenesis. The record is from RefSeq and is a predicted model, not a curated record. Gene Ontology annotation, cellular component: cytoplasm; Golgi apparatus; plasma membrane. Bases 468 to 4292 code for a protein of 1274 amino acids. Gene Ontology annotation, molecular function: GTPase activator activity; protein binding.